AUGCAAGUAAUAACAAAUAAUAUAAUAUUUAAAUUAAUUUUAAAACAUUGUUGGGAAUUUGAUGAAAAUAUUCAAAAAGAAUUUUUCUGGUGCCCGCUUUUAAAUGAGAAUGUCGAAACAAUUUACAGCUAUACAGAAGAAUACAAUCUCAUCUCAAAACCAAACCCAAUAUACAAAUGGAAGAUAAACUUAAUGUUUGUUUCAAAGAAUUUUUUUAGAAUUAUAGCAACCUCUUUUCCCUUUCAAAUUUCAUCAAAUUCGUUUUAUUUACAUUUUAAAGAAGAGUUAGAGGAUAAAGAAAACAAUAACAAUAAUUAUGAAAUUAAUUUAAAACUAUUAAAUAAUCGUGAAAAUUGUAAUAACAAUAAUAGUAAUAAUAAUAAUAAUAAUAAUAAUAUCAAUUUAUUUGAAGAAAACUAUCAAACUAUUAAUAAAAUUCAAAAAAAUUAUUAUUAUUUUAAAAAUAUUUAUGAAAAAAUGGGGGUAGUUAGAUUUAAAAACCUAUUCAAAGAUGUAAAACAAUGUCAAAUUGAAUACACACUAGAUGAAGCAAUAGAGCUUGAUAUGGAUAUUAUUAAUAAUAUUGGAGAUAGAUCAACAGCUUUCAUAUUCAGUUUUUUGUUUUUUGGCGAGUUAGAAAAAAUAUUUGAAGAUACAUUCCGUCCAAUUUCAAAUUCAAAUUUAAAUAUCGAAACAAUAGCUGUAUGGAUCAACCCUAAUACAAGCUAUCGUGACCAUUCUUUUUCAACCAAAGCAUUAAAAAUUAUUACAUACUGCAAAAAAACAUUAAAGAAACUUUAUAUACUCGAUCAAGCACAUUUAACUCAUUUUUCAUAUGUUUUAGAAGACCUAUUUUCGGUAGAGACCUUAUUUCUUGGGGCCACCUGUCAUCACACUUUUGGUAGACCAAUAUUUAAUUUAAGAGAUUUUAAUACAAUUAAAGAAAUUACCUUUCAGUCCGAAUUAGAGAUCGAGUACUUUCAUUACCAUAUGGAUGGAUUUUCAUCAAGAAAUCCUAAAAUCAAGCAUUUCAACUAUAAUAUAUUAGCAAAAAAUGAAUUUUUAGGUGAUCUAAGUAAAAAUCUAAAAGAACUCGAAUCUUUAGCUUUUUGUACAGAUAAUUUAGAAUUAGAUUUUUUUCAACUAACCUUACCACCAAAUUUAGUUCAGCUAUCUAUUAAAAUUCAAGAUUUAGAUUUCACAACAACUUUAUAUAAUAACGAUAGUGUGGAGAAUUUAGCACAAUUUUUUAAAAAAAAUAAUUCAAUUAAAUAUUUAAACUUUAUAUUUGAAAAAGAUGCUAUAAUCAAUAGUAUUAGGAUGCUAAAGGUUUUAUUUAACCAAGCCCUAAAUAGCUUGGAAUGCAAUAUAGAAUAUCUAUCAAUUUCAUAUAAUGGACCGCUAGAACCACCAGAAGAUCUAUUAAAAAAUGUUCAAGAUCUAUUAGACUCUAUAGGAAACAACAAUUCAUUAAAAGGAAUAUUGUUCUAUUAUGGUAUAGAUUCCAAACAAGAUGUAUUAUUAUUCCCAGAUUUAAUUAAAAACUAUGAAAAAGACCUGCUAUCGCCAAUAGACUCGUCGGUGUAUUAUAAAAGAUUAAUAAACUAA
Messenger RNA from Dictyostelium purpureum, 1608 nucleotides. RefSeq lists its product as uncharacterized. Bases 1 to 1608 code for a protein of 535 amino acids. The record is from RefSeq and is a predicted model, not a curated record. Lineage: Eukaryota; Evosea; Eumycetozoa; Dictyosteliales; Dictyosteliaceae. The transcript has a single exon.